Molecule: messenger RNA, 3106 nt
Organism: Scophthalmus maximus (turbot)
Lineage: Eukaryota; Metazoa; Chordata; Actinopteri; Pleuronectiformes; Scophthalmidae
Product: ADP-ribosylation factor-binding protein GGA3-like
Exons: 16
Coding region: 132-1994 (620 amino acids)
Biological process (GO): intracellular protein transport; vesicle-mediated transport
Cellular component (GO): trans-Golgi network
Molecular function (GO): phosphatidylinositol binding; ubiquitin binding; small GTPase binding
Source: RefSeq, a predicted model, not a curated record
UCGCAGCGUCGGUUUGACACCUCCGCUUCCCCCGGAGAGACGCGCUCAGGCCGGCGGAGCUGCAGCACACGGACGGUUGGACGGUUGGACUGACGGUUGGACGGUUGGACUGACGGUUGGACGGUUGGACGAUGGCGACCGGUGAAAGCGCGGCAACCUUCGAGUCGUGGCUCCACCAGGCCACGGACCCAAACAACGAGGGCGACCGCUGGGACUGCAUCCAGGGCUUCUACCAGCUCGUCAACCAGGAGACCGAUGGGCCACAGGUGGCCAUUCGUCUUCUGGCUCAUAAAAUCCAGUCCCCUCAGGAGAAAGAGGCUCUGCAGGCGGUCACGGUCCUGGAGGCGUGCAUGAACAACUGCGGGAAGAGGUUCCACAGCGAGGCGGCCAAGUACCGAUUUCUCAAUGAGCUCAUCAAAGUCUUAACACCAAAGUACUUCGGCGCCUGGACUCCUCAGAGUGUUAAAGAGCAAGUGAUCAAGGUCCUGUACGGCUGGACGCUCUGGCUGAAGGACGAGCCCAAGAUCCAGGAAGUGUACGGCAUGCUGAAGAAACAAGGUCUUGUGAAGGAAGAUCCCAAACUACCAGACACACUAAUCAUGGCUCCUCCACCGCGAAGAUCCUCCGGGUCGGUGUUCGACCAGGAGGACAAGGCCGAGCUGUUGGCCAGACUAUUGAAAAGCGCCCGACUCGAAGACCUGGAAACUGCCAACAGACUCAUUAAAGAAACCAUCAAGGAGGAGCAGGAGAAGGCGGAGAAAGUGCAGAAGCGUGACUCCACCCUGAAGGAGGUGGCGAGCAGCACCAAGCAGCUCAGGGAGCUCCUGGACCGGCACGCGGCCGCGGGAACCUCGUUGCCGCCCGGCGACGACGUGAAGGCCCUGUACGAGCGCUGUGACCGGCUGAGGCCCGGCCUGUUCCGUCUGGCCAGCGACACGAUGGACGACGACGACGCUCUGGCUCAGAUCCUGGCGGCUAACGAUGACCUCGCGCUGGCGGUGAACGCCUACAAAGAGCAGGUGGGGAGGAGAGAGUGCAACGGUGGUGGAGGAGGAAGAGGAGGACGACGUAAAAGCGAAGAAGAAGAAGAAGUGAGGGGUAAAACCAGCGCGCCUACGAGUCCCAGAGAGAUAAAAAGCUACCACCUCAUCGACCUGUCGGCUCUGGACUCGCCACCGACUCACAGAAAGGCUGACUCGCCCCUUCCCUGCGAGUCCCCUUCGCCCCCGCUGAAGCCUCGUCAGGAGAACGCCUUCCCCCCGGCACCCGAGCAAGAUUUGACUGAAUUAGAGUUUGAUGUCUCGCAACAGACGUCAUCGUCGUCGUCGUCGUACUACGACGAACUGAUGCAGCUGAAUGAAGACGAUCAGAAGAGGAGCUCAGAGCAGAAUGGAGGGAGAGGCGUGCUGCUGAGAGCUCGAGGGUGUGGCGGGAGCGGCGUCCUAUCAAAUGGGACGAACACUUGGUGUCUUCCUCCAAAUCAACAGUUCAACGGAUCAGGAUCAACGUACAAGACCCCGACACAGGAAGUGUGUGUGGAGACCGAGUGUCCCCCACAACUACUGAAACACGUCUUUGUGCCGAUGGACACCAUCAAGUCCAGUCACCUGGAGCCGAUCACUCUCUACGACCAGGGCGGCGUCCACGUCUCGCUGCAUUUCGCCAGAAACUCUCCAGCGGGUCGUCCGGGCUUCGCCGUGGUCGUCAUCUCCACGGUGAACACCUCCGCCGUCGACGUGAACGACUUCCUGUUUCAAGCUGCUGUUCCCAAGACCAUGUCGGUGAAACUCCAGCCGGCCUCAGGGACUCACCUACCUCCCUACAACCCCCUGCUGCCUCCACCUGCCAUCUCCCAGGUCGUCCUGCUGGCCAACCCGCACAGGCGCAAGGUGCGUCUACGCUACAAGCUGACGCUGACGCGCGGAGACCAACAGCUGGACGAGACCGGAGAGAUCGACAACUUCCCCGACUGGAACUCUUUGAUCGGCCAAUGAAAAACGUCAGACACUAGGAUUAAAAAAAACAAAAAGAAGAAGAAGAAAGAAAGACUUCCCCACACAACACCUAGAGCAACCUGGAUGUCGAGUUCAGUGAGCGGACGGGGUGAGAGAGACGAGGUGAACAAAAAUGUGGGAAACAGCGACGUCAACGAGCAGACGUCAAGUCUAUAUGUACGGAAAUAUGACAUUUUGUGUUUUGUUACAUACCUGAUUCAUACCAGGAUGAAAUCUCAGAAAGGUGGUGAACCUCCUCAUCAUACAGGUACAGGUUGAUUUUUGAUAUUUCCGGUGGAUUCGGUGCCAUAUGAUCGAAAUGUUUUCUUAAAUACAUAUUUAUUUUUAAUGAAGUGCUGUGCCUCCAAAAAGGUGCAUGACAAAUUUCCCCUAAGGUGUGUGUGUGGGUGUGUGUGUGAACGAUUAUGUUUUCUGCUUUGACGUGGGAAAUAAAUUAAACGUGAUGCUGCCUUCGGAUUGAUGUCACAUUUUAUAUUAUUAUUGUAUUUUGAAUUUGGCCAAUUGUCAAAAAAAGAAGUCUUGAUCUUUACGAAAAUAGGAAAAAAACACAGGAAAAUGAAGAGACAUGUUUGAUUUUGACAACAUAAAGUUCGCAAAUCCACAAAAGUCAAGGUUCAUUUCUACAGGAACAACCAAAGAAACUUUUUUUUUUUGUACUUGCAACAUUGUGAUUGUGUUUCUCAUGUGGUUGAUUAUCAGUGUUCAGUAGUUUCUAGUGUCUCUGUCCAACUCCGUGUUUGCUUUGUUUUCAUUAAUCAGUUGUCAUUUUUUUAGAACAGCGUGAGGAUCAUUAUCUAAUUUCCCUCAUGUUUGUGUAAGUUGCCGUUCGCUGAGACCUCUCUCGACUCCCCAAGGUUUAAAUCCGCGUUACCAGAUCGGUGUUUUUUCGCGAUCACUCGUCUCGUACGACUUCACGCUGCUGUGAAUCUCUACGCGUCACCGCCUGCACUUUCCUUCCGGAGGGUUUGAAUGAUUUCAGGCUGAUUUUGAAGGUUUUACUUUGAGCGUCUGUCUGCCUCCGGCCUGUCGGUCUGACAAGUCUGUCGCUCUUUGGUCAAUAAAUUCAAUCCGCAACGUGCUGGAAAAUCAGA